Messenger RNA from Danio aesculapii, 4452 nucleotides. It is a transcript of the gene stat1a, whose product is annotated as signal transducer and activator of transcription 1a. The record is from RefSeq and is a predicted model, not a curated record. Lineage: Eukaryota; Metazoa; Chordata; Actinopteri; Cypriniformes; Danionidae. Bases 197 to 2446 code for a protein of 749 amino acids. Gene Ontology annotation, molecular function: DNA-binding transcription factor activity, RNA polymerase II-specific; RNA polymerase II cis-regulatory region sequence-specific DNA binding. Gene Ontology annotation, biological process: defense response; regulation of cell population proliferation; type I interferon-mediated signaling pathway. The transcript has 25 exons.
CAAACACGCACGCAAGAGCUCCACACACAGGAGUCGUCGGACAUCUACUGGAAAGUCAAUAACAAAUCGACAAAAACAGAGAACAGGCCUGUUCUUCCGUAUUAUCUUGCUGCUAUAUGUGACAAAUUAAACAUAUACCUGCGGAUUCUCACUGUACCGUAUUUGGAUAACAUUUGAGGUCCACACAGUCGCAGCAAUGACUCAGUGGCUGGAGCUUCAGCAGCUGGAUCCAAAGUUUUUGGAGCAAGUGGACCAGUUGUACGACGACAACUUUCCCAUGGCCAUCAGACAAUAUCUCAGCGGCUGGAUAGAAAGCCACGACUGGGACCAUGUCGCAAACGUGGAGAACGAGUCUCUGGCCACGGUGAGGUUUCAUGAUCUUUUGACCCAGCUGGAUCACCAACACAGCCGCUUCGUGAUGGAGAAAGACUUCCUGAACCAACACAACAUCCGCAAGUUUAAGAGGAACUUGCAGAACCUCUUCCAAGACGAUCCUGUUUCAAUGGCGAUGAUCAUCAGCAGAAACCUUCGCGAGGAAAGAAAGAUUAUAGCCACUGCGAAUAUGUCAGUGACUCCAACACCGAACCCCACACAGGACAUGGUUGUGGAGAAAAAUCGUGAAAUGGACGGAAGGGUGAAAGACAUAAAGAACAAAGUGCAGGACGCUGAGCAAACCAUCAAAAAUCUGGAAGAUUUGCAAGAUGAAUAUGACUUCAAGAAUAAAACUCACCUAAGCAGAGACGAACUCAAUGGCACCAUUUCAAAGGAGGACCUGAACCGCGAGAAACUGAUGAUCCACGGCAUGUUUGUGAAACUCAAUGAAAAAAGAAUAACGGCGAUUACUCAGAUGUCCGAGGUGUUGAACCUGCUGGAACCGGUGAUCUGUGAGCUGAUCUCGGUAGAACUGGUCGAUUGGAAACGUCGUCAACAGAUGGCUUGCAUCGGCGGGCUAACUAAUGUCUGCCUGGACCAGUUGCAGAACUGGUUUACUUCUCUUGGAGAGUCUCUGCUUCAGAGCAGACAGCAGCUUAAGAAACUUCUGGAGCUCGAGCAGAAGUUGUCAUACAGCACAGAUCCCAUCACCUGCAGCAAAAUCUCUCUGGACGAAAGGAUCAUGUCAAACCUCAAGAAUCUCGUCACAAACUCUUUGGUAGUGGAGAGACAGCCAUGCAUGCCGACCCAACUGCAGAGACCUUUAGUGCUGAAGACAGGAGUUCUGUUCACCCUCAAAUUACGGCUGCUCGUAAAAAUUCAGGAAUUUAACCACACUCUUCGGGUGAAGGUGCAAUUUGAUAAGGAUAUCGUUGAAAAACGAAAAGGGUUUCGUAUGUUCAACAUCUUGGGAACAUCCAUGAAGGUGAUGAACAUGGAGGAGUCCAAUGGAAUGGCAGCAGAAUUUCGUCAUCUGCAAUUGAGAGAGAGGAAAGUUACUGGAAACAGAACCAGUGAGGGACCGCUGAUCGUCACGGAGGAGCUUCACUCCAUCACCUUUGAUGCUGAGCUUUGCUGGUCUGGGUUGGUCAUCAACUUUGAGACCACAUCUCUGCCCAUAGUCGUGAUCUCCAAUGUCAGUCAGCUGCCCAGUGGAUGGGCGUCCAUCAUGUGGUACAACAUGCUGACCUCUGAACCAAAGAACCUGUCGUUUUUCGUGACUCCUCCACCGGCCACAUGGGGUCAGCUACAGGAAGUGCUGAGCUGGCAGUUUUCCUCCAUCACCAAACGAGGCCUUAAUCCUGAACAGUUAAGCAUGCUGGGAAAUAAACUGCUAGGUCCUAAAGCGGCAUCGGAUCCUGAAGCUCAGAUUCCCUGGAACCGAUUCUGUAAGUCUGGCAGUGAGAAGAACUUCACUUUCUGGCUGUGGAUUGAAGCAGUUCUCGACCUGAUAAGGAGACAUUUGCUGAGCCUGUGGGAUGAUGGGUGCAUCAUGGGAUUUGUGACCAAAGAUCGAACUAAAUCUCUGCUCAACAACAAAGCUCCAGGGACGUUUCUGUUGCGCUUCAGUGAAAGCAACCGUGAUGGAGCCAUUACAUUCAGCUGGGUCGAACACGACGCAAAUGAGGAUCCACAGAUUCGCUCUGUAGAGCCGUACACAAAGAAGGAGCUCUCCGCUGUUUCACUUCCUGACAUCAUUCGAAAUUACCGUGUAAUGGCCGCCGACAACGUUCCAGAAAACCCUCUGCGCUUCCUGUAUCCUCAGAUUCCCAAAGACGACGCCUUCAAGAAAUACUACUCCAAGCCCACAGACAAGCAAGAACCAAUGGACGUUGAUAAGAAGUCAAAUGAGGGAUAUCUCAGCACCACUCUCAUCUCCAUCUCUGAAAUGAAACCACAAGAAUAUAAUGAGAACCUCAUGCCAAUGUCACCUGAGGUCUACGGCGAGCUGGAGCGCAUGAAUCGAUUCGAUACUGUACAAUUGGAGGCAGCAGACUUGAUGACAAUUACAUAGAAAACGCGAGUGACUCGAAUGGUUUCUUUCGCUGUUUUUUUGCAAUAAUGCAAAUGAAAAAGGAAGAAUUCUGUUAUUCCUCUCCUUUUCAUGCUAAAAAAAAACACUGUAUUCACCUAUCCUCAUCUCAUUCACUAGCGGAAAAAAUCUAUAGCGGAAAAAAAACAGCUUGAAUUUACCCCACAAUAACCUCAGCAUUUAUUCUAGAAAAGAAAAGCAACAUUUUAAGCAGGGAAUGUGUGUAUGAACGUAGAGCACUUACUUUAAAAUAGCACUUCAUUUUCUACAAUGCCAAGUAAUAUAAAAGAAAAGAAAAAGAGUGGACAAGAAUCUCAAGAUUGGAUACAUUUCAGAAAAACGUUUCUUCUGUAUUUUCUAUAAAGGAAACGAAACUUAUUUUAAGGACUAUUACAUACUUUUUUAAACAGUUAAGCCAUUAUUUAAUUAAUCUUAUGUGAAAAAUAUAUUUCUAUUUGCACCUUUGACAUUUUUGACACAGACCAACAAUAUGAAAAUCCUCACGUUUCCAGGAGCUAAUAUUGUAAACAUUUUAUGAAUAAAUACAACUAAAAGCCAAAAAGCCUACAUUUCAGUUAAACCCACCAGCUGCAAUAACACAACAAGAAAGAAAUGAUCUGUGUUCAAAAGCAUUUUUUUUCUGAUAUAUAGUAUGUCUUGUAUGUAAUAUAUUGAUCAUUUUUACUGUAAUAUAAAAGAGAAAUUAAACAUUUAUUAUGAGUUUAAAGGAAACGCAUUUUCAGAAAAAAAAUCCAAUCCCAUUAAUGUGAAUUACACUGUUAAACUGCAAAUCAUAAUUGCAAUUAAAAUAGUCCUAAAAUAGGCUUUGUUUUCUUUAAGUAAAGAAUUUCUGAAGUUCCUUCUUUACGAUUUGAGGCAAAAAAUAAAUAAAUAAAUAAAUAAAAUUCCAACAUGUGUUUUUGUCAGUUUCACCCAGAACAAAGGAAUUUCAGGAAAAUUCUGAUUUAACAUGUAAGCUGUUAGGGGUUUACUCUCCUAAACACCGUUUCUAUAUAUGUCAAUCAAUUUUACAUUUUCCGAAUUUGCUGGUGCUUCAUUUAGUAUUAUCUAUUUUUUGUACUCUGUAGUUUUAUUUUCUCUUCUUGUGCACUGGAUUGUGGUGUUGUGUGUAACAGAAAUAUUCUUCUUAUUUAAAUUUAACAUUUUUCAAUUUUGUUUGGAAAAGCCUUAAAAAAAAUUGCACCUUAAAAUGUUUGUCACCGACCAAAAAUAUACGAAAACCCCAACAGACACAUCUUUCAAGCCACUGUUUUGUAAAUAUUUUGAACGAAUUAAGAUAAACGUUUAAAAACGCUAUACGAAAACCACUGUUGAAAGUCUUUAUUGUUUUUACAUUUCGAAUGUGGAAUAUAAUUCGAACAAAGGUACGAACAAACAUCUACAGCACAACAUAACUAAAUAUUAAAAUCAAAGUUCGAUUUCACAACAUCGCGAUACAUUCGCAGCAGUAAAUAACAAACGCUGCUAAAAAUAAAAGUAACAGCUUUCUUCGUAAAAACGAAAAACAAUUUACACAAAAUUGCUAAAGUGCAACAAGUAAAACCAAUUAAGAUACGAAUAAUGACCUACUGUAGUUUUGUUUGUUGUGAAUCUUUUGGUCGUUUUUUUUUUCCAAAACAAAUUUUUUACAGUUAAAGCACAUACAGACACAAUAAAAAACGCCAUUUACAAUACUUCAAUAAUAGUGUCCCACUAGAAAACAAGCACACACACAAUCAGCUUUGGAGGCGUUCUUCAAGUAAACGUGCCUCUUUGUCCAUCGUACUGUACAAUAAAACAAUUUGUGAGCUUAUUCGCUUAAAACGUGUGCUUUUAGACAUAAAAACAACUACAUGACACAUGUUUAGACUGCAUUUACACCAAUGCAUUCAGGUGUUGAUGCCACAACCUUUCUGAUUGUUUGUUCAUUUUCAACUUUUAAUCUUGUCAUUUCUUUAUGUGCUGAGAAUAAAACUGAAAAUCUAAAA